Ceratitis capitata (Mediterranean fruit fly) is the source of this 1669-nucleotide messenger RNA. RefSeq lists its product as uncharacterized. The record is from RefSeq and is a predicted model, not a curated record. Lineage: Eukaryota; Metazoa; Arthropoda; Insecta; Diptera; Tephritidae. The coding region runs from base 241 to 1338 and encodes 365 amino acids. Gene Ontology annotation, molecular function: protein binding. The transcript has 3 exons.
ACACAACAACACACAAAGAUGGAUUUAUAAAUUUUCUUUUGAACAUUCUUCUUUAAUUUAUCAAUUAAUAGCUUUCGCUUUGAAAUUUCCGUGUGUUUUUGUUUAGUAUUUUGUAUUUGAGAGUGUGUAUCUGCGCUUACUUGUAUAACGGUACAGCUUCUACGCAAGCGCCACAAAAAUUGCAACGAAAAAAAACGCAAAAAUACUUUCACCGUUAUCAUAAGCUUUUCUAGUUUUGGUAUGUCUAAAUUGAAAUUCUCAAGACCGAUUGAACAGGCUAACGAUGAACCAGUCGUGAAGUUGCCGCGACGUCAACUGAGAUCUCGCAAUCGUGACAGGAAUUCAAAUCCACCACUCAACUUGUGUGAUCUACCAAUCGAAUUACUUGAGAAGAUCAUUGGUUAUAUAAAUAUUUGGCAUCAUAAUCGUAUACGCGGCACUUCCAAACGUAUGCGAGACGUCAGUGAUGCAUUCAUUAUGCACGAAUUCAAGAAGGCUUAUCACAAGUCGUUAUUGAAGAAUCCGAACAGCUACAAUUGCGCAGCAUUGCAGACGAUCGAUCAGGCGACGGAGGUGUAUGUAAAGUCGGGCUAUGAAUCCACAUUCUGCGGCUGCAUAUUGCCCAUGCUGCGCAGCUCAUACAAAGAUCCUUUCUGUCCAAAAGUUUUACAAAUCAAAACGUUUCUGCUACAUUUCUACGAUAUGGUCGAUAAGUUGAUUGGUGAUCGACGAUCGCAGCACUCAAGAUUACUAUUCAAUUUAACGCUAAUGAGGUUCUUUAAGAAAUUCGAUAAAUCCACAAUCAUCUCCAUCAAUGCUAUGCCACUACAUUCGCGCAUCGUUGUUGAGCUGAAAGGACCGUGGCUUGGCAUGCUGUGGACAUCCAAAUCACGUUGUCGCGAUCAACCAGAGAAACGUUGUAAUUUGUUAAUAAUACUAGCGGAAAUGUUAAUGGCCAGCAUAACGGAAAAGUCGUUUAAACGUGUUUGGGAAUAUCUCAGUGAGAUCUAUGUAUUUGGCAAUGAUACAAGCAAAUGUAAGCGUGUGCGCAAAACACUCUUCACUUUCACCGUGAAUGGUUCCAAGAAAAUCUGUUCUCUAUUCCGUUCGUGUCUCGAAGAUCCAAAUGAUUUUGUAUGGCCAAUAAAAUGGCCACGUGAUCAAUUCACUGUCACUUUGGAUAUUACAUGUAAGGAAGCGAUGAAAUGGGGCUGCUCCAAAUCACUGCAUAUGGAGUUUGGACCCUUCGCUGAGCCAUUAUCCAGUGGUGAGGAAGAGUAUAUGAAUGAUUGUAGUUCGGGUAAAACACUUUUGGAUGUGGAUACAGUGACGGAAUAGGUGUAAGCGUAAUAAUGUCGCGCACUGUAGCACUAAUGAAACGGUUAUUUGAUAUGUAUUCUUCAAUUUACUAAAUAAAUACAAGUAGAAAAUUUUUAUAUUUUAUAAAUUUUUAUUAUUAUGCUUAAAAUUGUACAACAAUCUGAUUUGAUAAUAUGUAUGUAUGCAUACAUAAUAUAUAAUAUAUGUACGUAUUUAUACAUUUUGCUUCCAUAACUCUUGCAUUUUUACUUUGUUAAACCUACGCGUAUGGCAACUAUGCACAUAUGCCUGAUUUUUAAUCAAAAAUUUUAUAAUUUUGGUUAACAAACAAACUAUUUGAGGUAAAAAA